Plectropomus leopardus (leopard coralgrouper) is the source of this 4500-nucleotide messenger RNA. RefSeq names its product sodium-driven chloride bicarbonate exchanger-like. Gene Ontology annotation, cellular component: basolateral plasma membrane; plasma membrane. Gene Ontology annotation, biological process: bicarbonate transport; monoatomic anion transport; transmembrane transport. Lineage: Eukaryota; Metazoa; Chordata; Actinopteri; Perciformes; Serranidae. The record is from RefSeq and is a predicted model, not a curated record. Gene Ontology annotation, molecular function: solute:inorganic anion antiporter activity; monoatomic anion transmembrane transporter activity; sodium:bicarbonate symporter activity.
UGUGCGCCUCAUCAUCGCCGCGUCCAGGCUUGAACGCGUGUAAUGGGAAGCACUGCCUCCCUCCUCCAUGCGUAAAUUAUGUAGGGCAGGACGGGAAUGCUGUGCCACCUCCAUUUGAGAAAACCCGGCCGAUGAAUGUGAAGGGGAAAGGGGAAAAAAAGAAAACACAGAAAGCCGUCUUCAAGCAGCGUUUGGCAGAAGAGGAGUAGCGCAUCUCGACUUUGCUGUUGUGCAGCUGAGGAGAAGAAAAGAUGGACAUCACGGAUCAAGGAGCUCAAAUGGAGCCGCUCUUACCAACGGAGCAAAGUCCCCAAGAAAAUAAAGAUGUGAGAACUGAUGAGGAGGCAGUGGUGGACCGCGGGGGCACUCGCUCCAUGCUCAACACCAACUUUGAGAAGGAAGAACUAGAAGGUCACCGCACUCUCUACAUCGGGGUUCACGUUCCCUUGGGCAGGAGGUCACACCGACGUCACCGUCACCACGGACACAGACACAGGAAGAGGUCCAAGGAGAGGGACUCCACAGCUGAUGAUGGAAGAGAAUCUCCCUCACACACAGACACACCAGCUCAACGAGUGCAGUUUCUGUUGGGGACAGAGGAUGGCGAUGAGGAACACAUCCCCCACGCCCUAUUCACCGAGCUGGACGAAAUCUGCCUCAGGGAGGGUGAGGACGCCGAAUGGAAAGAGACAGCCAGGUGGCUUAAGUUUGAGGAGGAUGUUGAGGAUGGCGGUGAGCGGUGGAGUAAACCCUACGUAGCCACGCUGUCUCUACACAGUCUCUUCGAGCUUCGCAGCUGCAUCAUGAACGGCACCGUGAUGCUGGACAUGAGGGCCAACUCGCUGGAGGAGAUCGCAGACAUGGUUCUGGAUCAGCACGAGUUGUCGGGCGCUGUAGGUCAGGAUGCCAGGAGGAGGAUCCGCGAGGCCCUGCUCAAACAGCACCACCACCAAAACCACAAGAAACUGGCCAACCGCAUUCCCAUUGUACGCUCCUUCGCUGAUAUCGGCAAGAAGCAGUCUGAGCCUCAUUCCAUGGACAAGAAUGGCCAAACGGUCUCCCCUCAGUCCCAGCCAGCCAACAAUGAGGGCAAACAGGACGUCAGCCGAGAAAACAGCGCUGUGGACUUCAGCAAGAUCGACCUCCACUUCAUGAAGAAGAUCCCUCCCGGUGCUGAGGCCUCUAACGUCCUGGUGGGGGAGCUGGAAUUCCUGGAGCGCCCUGUGGUGGCCUUCGUCCGCCUGGCUCCGGCUGUGCUGCUUAAUGGCCUGGCUGAGGUUCCCAUCACCACCAGGUUUCUCUUCAUCCUGCUUGGCCCCAUGGGAAAAGGACCACAGUAUCAUGAAAUUGGCCGGUCCAUUGCUACCCUGAUGACUGAUGAGAUUUUCCACGAUGUUGCUUACAAGGCCAAAGACAGGAACGACCUGGUGGCAGGCAUCGACGAGUUCCUGGACCAGGUGACAGUGUUACCUCCUGGAGAGUGGGACCCCUCCAUCAGAAUAGAGCCUCCCAAAAAUGUGCCCUCUCAGGAAAAGCGGAAGAUUCCUCCCGUUCCCAACGGAGUGACAGAUCUUGGAGAGUCAGGAGAACACGGAGGGCACGGUGGCCCUGAGCUGCAGCGCACUGGGAGGUUAUUCGGCGGGUUCAUUAUGGACAUCAAGCGAAAGGCUCCUCACUACCUGUCCGACUACACAGACGCCGUCAGUCUUCAGUGUCUGGCCUCCUUCCUCUUCCUCUACUGCGCCUGCAUGUCACCUGUCAUCACUUUUGGAGGACUCCUGGGUGAGGCCACAGAGGGACGUGUGAGUGCUAUAGAGUCCCUGUUUGGGGCGUCCAUGACUGGAAUAGCCUACUCUCUUUUCGCCGGUCAGCCCCUCACCAUCCUGGGCAGCACUGGGCCCGUUCUCGUCUUUGAGAAAAUCCUCUUCAAGUUCUGCAAGGAGUAUGGCCUCUCCUACCUCUCCCUGAGGGCCUGUAUUGGCCUGUGGACGGCCUUCUUCUGUCUACUGCUGGUGGCCACGGAUGCCAGCUCGCUUGUCUGUUACAUCACACGCUUCACUGAGGAAGCUUUCGCUGCGCUGAUCUGCAUCAUCUUCAUCUACGAGGCCCUGGAGAAGCUGCUCCACCUGGGGGUGCACUACCCCAUCAAUAAACACAACAACCUGCAGAAACUCACACAGUACUCGUGUGCGUGUGUGGAGCCCACAGACCCCAGCAAUGAGACCUUGCAGUACUGGGAGGAGAGAAAUAUCACAGCCUCUCAGGUCAACUGGACCAUGCUGGAGGUCAAGGAGUGCGAGAUGUUGCACGGGGAGUUUGUCGGCAGCGCCUGUGGUCCCCAUGGCCCCUACAUCCCCGACGUCCUCUUCUGGUGCGUGGUCCUCUUCUUCUCCACCGUCUUCAUGUCCGCCUUCCUCAAGGAGUUCAAGACGAGCCGCUACUUCCCCACCAAGGUGCGCGCCAUCAUCAGCGACUUUGCUGUCUUCAUCACCAUCCUAACUAUGGUUAUUGUAGAUUAUGCCUUGGGGAUCCCCUCACCUAAACUACAGGUGCCCAGCAACUUCAAACCAACCAGGGAUGAUCGUGGCUGGCUUAUUAACCCCGUGGGGCCCAACCCCUGGUGGACCACAAUUAUCACCUUUGUCCCCGCGCUACUCUGCACCAUCCUCAUCUUCAUGGAUCAGCAGAUCACUGCCGUCAUCAUCAACAGGAAGGAGCACAAACUAAAGAAAGGCUGUGGCUACCACCUGGACCUGUUUGUGGUGGGUGUGAUGCUGGGCGUGUGCUCAGUGAUGGGCCUGCCGUGGUUCGUUGCAGCCACCGUGCUCUCCAUCUCCCACGUCAACAGCCUGAAGCUGGAGUCCGAGUGCUCGGCCCCCGGGGAGCAGCCCAAGUUCCUGGGAAUCCGAGAGCAGCGCUUCACCGGCCUCAUGAUCUUCACCCUGAUGGGCUGCUCUGUCUUCAUGACCUCUGUGCUAAAGUUUAUUCCCAUGCCUGUGCUGUACGGAGUCUUUCUGUACAUGGGGGCGUCCUCACUCAGAGGCAUUCAGUUCUUUGACCGACUAAGGCUGUUCGGCAUGCCGGCCAAACAUCAGCCAGAUUUCAUCUACCUUCGUCACGUCCCGCUGAGGAAGGUGCACCUCUUUACCAUCGUUCAGCUCAGCUGCCUGGUCCUGCUCUGGGUCAUCAAGACCUCCAAGGCCGCCAUCGUCUUCCCCAUGAUGGUCCUGGCCUUGGUAUUCAUUCGUAAGCUGCUGGACUUCAUCUUCAGCAAGAGAGAACUGAGCUGGCUGGAUGACCUGAUGCCAGAGUGGAAGAAGAAGAAGCUGGAGGAUGCUGCAGAGGAGGAGGAGCACAGUAUUAUUGCCGAGGAGGAAGGCAUUGUACAAGUGCCACUGGAGGGACACUAUAAGAGUGACCCGGCCACAGUGAAUAUUACUGACGAGAUGUCUAAAGGAUCUUUCGGGAAUGUGUGGAAGAGUGUCAACCCCGGCGAGAGCACGAAGAAGGAAGCCAGCGCUAAAAGUUGUUCCAGUGGCGGCGAAAAGCGACACAAGCGCCGGAGACAUGAGAAGAGCUUGGACAGGGAGACAAGUUUGUGAUGACACAUACUGGCGGUGCCACUGUGCUGUCAAUCAGUAGAUCAAAAAACAAACACAAAAAAAAAAAACGAUACCGUGCCACACUCAACCACCUUUGUACUGUGCUACACUGUGUUUUUGUCAUGUAAGUCCGUGUGCAAGUUGUGUAAAACAAAAAUUGUUAGAAACAGUAUUAACACGAGGAACCGAGACACAUUUGUGUUCUUUUUCUAUGUAUAUCAGUGUUUGGUGAUACCAGCAACAGAAGGAAGCCAGAACUUCAUGACACUUACAGUAACUGCUGUGUCAAUGGGCCAAUUACGUAAAAAUUUUAAACCGUUUUUAAAUCUAUUUUAUUUGUAUUUUGUAUGUUUUUAUAUUUUUCCAACAACAGUAGUCCUUUGAAAAACCUGCCACAGCAAACUGCAAAGAAGUGGAUUUUGUGUGCAGUAUUUAAUGCCGCUAUUGACUUGACGCACCUCACAGUAGAAAUCCUAAAAAGUAGAUAUUUGCCAAUACUAAUCUAUUUCACUGGUAUCUUAAUGAGUUGGCUAUAUAGGAAAUCUAGUAAUUUUUUGAAAGUAUUGACUUUACAUUUUAUAUAUUCUGUAUAUCUAAAUGUUUUUGUGACAGUGACAGCUCAUAUCACUCCAGAGUCUUCUUCAUUUUACAGAUAAAUGUCUCACCUCCAAUAAAGCAUUUCCCCAAACGAGUUAAAGGAAUAGUUUGAUAUUUUGAGGAAAUACAUUUUUUUGUUUUGUUGCUGAGAGUUAGACGAGAACAUUGAUACCUCACAUGCUGGUACUCUAAGGAUGAAGCUAAAGCUAGCAGCCACAUAGCUUAGCUUAGCUUAGCAUAAAGACAGAAAACGGUGGAACAGCUUGCCUGGCUCUGCCCAAAUGUAAGAAAAUCUGCCAAA